GUAUUGUGUAUAUUGCCAAGUAUACGGAAACGUGAGCUAGCUAGCUAGAUACUGUAGUUUUUCAAGCAAUAAAUAGGUUAAAUAAAUCAAGUUAACUUCUCCCUUUGAUUAAUUCCACCACGGCAAAUCUUUCUAGGACGAUGUGAGGCAUAAGGUUCAUCUGAACACCUUUGGAUUCUUCAAGGACGGGUACAUGGUGGUUAAUGUCAGUAGCCUUUCAGUGAAUGAACCUGAAGGAGCCACAGACAAGGACACAACCAUUGGAUUCAGCCUGGACCGUACAAAGAAUGACGGGUUUUCUUCCUACCUGGAUGAAGAUGUGAAUUACUGUAUUCUAAAAAAAAAGUCCAUCUCCGUCACCCUUCUAAUCCUAGACAUCUCCAGAAGCGAGGUGAGAGUAAGAUCUCCACCAGACGCUGGUACCCAGCUACCAAAGAUCAUCUUCAGCAAGGAUGAGAAAGUCCUUGGCCAGAGCCAGGAGCCUGGUGUUGACCCUGUUCCAGCGGGCAACCAGACUCAGCAGAAACAAGACGGUGGAAAGUCUAAAAGAAGUACGGUAGAUUCCAAGGCCACGGGAGAAAAAUCCUUUUCUGUUCACAAUAGCGAUGGGGCAGUUUCUUUUCAGUUUUUCUUUAACAUCAGCACCGAUGACCAAGAAGGCCUCUACAGUCUUUAUUUUCACAAAUGCUCCGGGAACGAAUUGCGGUCUAGCGACGAGCUUUCCUUCAGCCUUGAUAUUGAGAUCACAGAGAAGAACCCUGACAGCUACCUCUCGGCAGGAGAGAUCCCUCUCCCUAAAUUAUACAUCUCUAUGGCCUUUUUCUUUUUCCUUUCUGGGACCAUCUGGAUUCACAUCCUUCGAAAACGACGGAAUGACGUAUUUAAAAUUCACUGGUUGAUGGCAGCCCUUCCUUUCACCAAGUCUCUUUCCCUGGUGUUCCACGCGAUCGACUACCAUUACAUCUCCUCCCAGGGCUUUCCGAUCGAGGGUUGGGCUGUCGUGUACUACAUCACUCACCUUUUGAAGGGGGCACUGCUGUUCAUCACCAUCGCGCUCAUCGGCACCGGCUGGGCUUUCAUUAAGCACAUCCUCUCCGACAAAGACAAGAAGAUCUUCAUGAUCGUCAUCCCGCUGCAGGUUCUGGCAAACGUGGCCUACAUCAUCAUAGAGUCCACCGAGGAGGGAACGACGGAGUAUGGCCUGUGGAAGGAUUCUCUGUUUCUGGUAGACCUGCUGUGCUGUGGGGCCAUCCUCUUCCCCGUGGUGUGGUCAAUCAGGCAUUUACAAGAAGCGUCAGCCACAGAUGGAAAAGCUGCUAUUAACUUAGCAAAGCUGAAACUUUUCAGACACUAUUACGUCUUGAUCGUAUGUUACAUAUACUUCACCAGGAUCAUUGCAUUUCUCCUCAAACUCGCCGUUCCGUUCCAGUGGAAGUGGCUGUACCAGCUCCUGGACGAAAUGGCCACGCUGGUGUUCUUUGUCCUAACGGGAUGUAAAUUCCGUCCAGCCUCAGACAACCCCUACCUGCAGCUCUCUCAGGAGGACGACCUGGAAAUGGAAUCAGUAGUGACGACGUCAGGGGUGAUGGAGAAUAUGAAGAAAGUCAAGAAGGUGACCAAUGGGUCGGUGGAGACCCCAGGCGACUGGGAAGGCACCGCGUGAUGGAGCAGCCUGGCGGCGGGGACUGUCGAAGAGAACAUUUAAUUUAUUAAUAGUCCUAGUGGUGAGCGGGGGCGGUCGGCACCUCCCGACGGUGACACCACAGAGCACGUGGCCGGGAACAAAGCGUCACGGAAACCUAAUUUUUUACUCUCUUCUAUGGAAACUGGACCUGUGGCUGGUUAUAGGCAGCUAGAAAUCUCCUUCAGGUGGGAAUGGUUCGGGGGGGCAGUGUAGCCAGGAGGAGGAUAAAAGGAAGACUCUGUUUUUAAUUUAUAUUUCUUUCUUUUUUUCAUUGGGAACUCUCCAGAAAUAGGUAGUCAUGCCCCGGGUGUGUCACAGCAGAGACCUUGGGGGAGGGGGCAGGGGGGCGGCGGUGCGAGGCUGGAGCUGGUCACGGCUCGGGAGCAGGGUCGCAGGAGCUGAGCAGGGACUGAGGAUACAGGGACAGAGAAGGGAAAGAGAACAUAUCGUCGCAGCUUUGGGGGACAAAAAGGAAUGAAGUUAGGUUAUUUUAGAAAGCAAAGGCCAAGCCCAAUUUAGUUAUACGGAGCCUGCCCCAGGAUUCCUGGCCCUGAGUGUCGCCUCAGACCUUGAUCCCAGAUUCUGAAAGUGACCAGGAACCAGCAGCUCUAGAGGCCCGGUGGUCGUCUUCCCAAAGGGGCUCUGUCGUCUGAGGGCUGAGUGUCACUGUUAGAGUCACGGCUCUGCGACUGUGGUGGGAAGUGCUUUUCUUGAUUGAAGGGUAUUUAGUGUUGUCUGAUGGGUGGGCAGAAAUGUAUUUUUCAGCUCAAGAAGCAUCAUCCAGUAGGGUUUCCUCAAACAGCUGGCUCCUCUGACCACCCAGAGCAGGGCCACCUCGCUUCCCUCUGUGCUUGUGUUCGCGUCUGUCUCGUGUCAUCAGAACCCGGGGAGAAAUGGGGAGGAAUCUUCCUUGAGGAGCAGCUGGGGGCAGAAAACGUAGUGUUUAAGCAAGUACUUAAGUACAACUAAGUCGUCAUCAUUAAAAAGCUCUUGCUAUAAACCGGGUAGGCUUUCUAACAGGAACGGAACAGACUCGUGCCUGUAUCCCCGGAGCGUGCAUGCGAACAGAGCAGCUGUGGUUGAGCAGAGCUUUACCCUCAGGGACUGGCGAUGGCGACGGCGAGUUCUUCCUCAGACCCCGCAGAGGGCCCCUCCCAACGCCCAGAGCCUGGAGAUGGACACAGGUAGCCGCUUCCUGGGGGGACCGGUGGUGCAGCUGGUAGCGAAGUCAUCUGGAUAACGGGACAAGCUCGGAACGUCCGCUGUGACGCAGGGAAGGAGGGCUCGGCAAUAAUUUCCCAGCGUGGUUUUGGUCGCACGGGCCUGGGGCAGGAGGCUGAAACGCGGCCUCGUCGGGAAUGCUCCCAGGGUACCGGGACCCCUUGCCUGCCUGGGCCUCUCGGGGGUGGACAGCGGCCGUCUCCCGGGGUGGAUUUCUCACCCCUGGCUUGGGGGAGUCCAUCAGAAGCCGCAGGAUUUGGGGGUGGCACUCAGGAUCCCAGACUUGGGCACCUGAGCAGAGUCCUCAGAAAGCGGUUGUUUUCUAUCUCCUGGGCCGCUUUCUCUCCCGGAUGAAGGGGCAGGAGAGUUUUCACGUGCUCACCUUAGUCCCCUCUGUGGUCUGUGAGGCUCUUCCUGCUCGAAGUUCUGUCGCGGCCAGGCCUGUGGUGCAAGGAGGCUCCUUCCUGGGCCGCUGCCGCUGCUGACCCUGCCACAGACUAUAGGGAAGGGGCCAUGUGUCUCCCCACCUUCAGGAAUGAAGAAAUCUGCCCAAAGUAUUUACUUAAGGGACCUUUUCUCUUUUCCUUCCUUCCUUCCUCCCUCCCUGCCUGCCUCCUUUUCUUUCCGUCUCUGUAGUCAGGUUGGGGCUACAGGACAGAAGAAGGAAGUUGCAGGGAGGGCGGGAACGUUAAGACUGUGCUUUCGUGGCAUAAACACGGUUCCCGUGCUUCUGAAAUGUGUCUUGUGCUGUGGCCCAAACCCCCAUAGGCGCUUCCCUCUGAGGGGCGCAUCCGCUGUUUGUCCUGCAAGCAGAUGUUCUGGAGCAGGCCGUAGACUUCUUGGCCGGACCCAAAAGUGCAACGAAAGCUUCCCCCUGGAAGGGUCCCCGUGGAAGCGAAGCAGUGAGGGAGCGAGGGAGGAGGGGAGCGGCCGUGGGCACCGCCGACCUGACGGCCGUCCCGGAGCCGGCCGUGGCGCCCGCCUUGGCGCCCGCCGUCCGCUGGCAGAGCCCGAGCCUCAGCCACCACGGCGGGGCGUGAGCCAAGCGCGUUGGGCUUCUCUGUGCGACACGUGUGCCUCUCGGCUCGUGCACACCGCAGCCGAGUGGCCGCACGCGACCACCUGACCCCUCCGGAACCGGAAGGUGCAGGCGAGAUAAGGCAGUGAUUUAGGAAUAAGGGCUGACAAGCGGGUCGUCUGCCCGCAGCCCAUGUUGUAACUGGCAGGUGUGAAGUGAGGCCAGGGAUGGAGAAGAAUCAAAACCCCCGCCCAAGAUGGGGAAAACUGGUUCGCCCACAUUUUUACAAGUUAUUUGUGCUCUCCAUCCCGUUCUGUAAAAACAUCCUCUCUCUGUCCGUCACGUAGUAGCUGUGGCCGGCGUUCAGCUCUGCCCCCGAGGGAAGGGGACCGACCGAUGGGUUCCAAGCCAGGCAGGUGCCCCGGCCCCUCCGGCAGCCCGGUAUUCACGGCUACGCGGGCUCCCAGGGACGCGGGGCUACAGCGUAGUUAAGCCCUUCGGUAUUCCAGGGAUCGGGCGGGAGGGACUGGGUGCACGUCGUGGAGCGAUCGGCAGUAUUUAUGGCUUUGUUUUGUGCUCCCGCUGCCCGUUUCUGCCUACGCGUGCUACCCGUGCUUCCUUUGAGAGCUCUGCUGUGGACGGCAAGUGCGGCCGGCCGCGAAAGGUCAGGAAGUAAGGGGGGUCUGUUUUCUUCCAAUGAGAUGUGUGCGUUUUGCUAGAAAGCUACUACUUCGACGAUAAGAACAAUCAUCGAUCUCUUAGUCCUGGCUCUUAACAGUGGCCGGGGACUCCACCAGCCUCCUUGUCGGUUCCUUGCUGCUUUAAAAUUUCAGUAGCAGCGCACUUGAACUUGCCGAAUGCAACUCGGGUGAAUCGGAGGCCCGUUCUCCCCUUAGGAGGUGCUUCCUCUAGUGUAAAAAAUGGUUUCUCAGGUCAUAGCCUGAGUCCGUUCCGUUUUCUUCCAAGAAACCACUUUGGAGUACAAUAUCCAGGUUUGGUUUGCUUUCGCCCGGACACAGCUGGCCAGCCAGCCCCAGCAGCGCGGUCUCGUCGUAAGUCUGCUCCGAGCUCCUGUCGAGGCGAGAUUUCUGCGCCUGCCUUAUGAUCUCAUCGGGAUAUCUGCUCUGUCCUGUUCCACAGCCGUCCUCCUUCCUCCCCCUCCCCCUCCCCCUCCCCCUCCUCCCCACACCUCUCUUCCUCCCCCCUCAGCCCACGGCUAUCAAUUCCACGGAGGCUCCGUCUGGGAAUACGGGCCGAAGGCUUUGGUGCAUUGCAGCAUUUGCUCCCAGUAGCUGUGUGAAGGAUGUACUUCCUGAGCUAAGGAGAAUUUUGUCCAGAGCGUAGGCACUAUGCUGUGUUUUAUGCUUUGGAC
Molecule: messenger RNA, 5295 nt
Organism: Herpailurus yagouaroundi (jaguarundi)
Lineage: Eukaryota; Metazoa; Chordata; Mammalia; Carnivora; Felidae
Gene: GPR107
Product: G protein-coupled receptor 107
Exons: 17
Coding region: 194-1663 (489 amino acids)
Biological process (GO): clathrin-dependent endocytosis
Cellular component (GO): Golgi apparatus; clathrin-coated vesicle; membrane
Molecular function (GO): clathrin heavy chain binding
Source: RefSeq, a predicted model, not a curated record